GCACAUAAGUUUUACAGUAUAAGGGUUAGCAAUACAAGAAAAACCUUUGUCAAAUGGGUAUGUACAAGAAAAGCCCAAAUUUCUGACCCAACAGGCCCGUUAAUAGCAAACCCUAAUUUCACAGAGAUAUAAAUAAACCCUAAUCACACAUUUCGCAUCCAUCUAAGCGAAGGAAAAAUGCCAGCGGGUCAUGGAGUUCGGGCGAGAACGAGGGAUCUGUUCGCGAGGCCAUUCAGGAAGAAGGGUUACAUUCCACUAUCGACUUACCUGAGGACCUUCAAGGUCGGCGAUUACGUCGAUGUGAAGGUAAAUGGUGCGAUCCACAAGGGUAUGCCUCACAAGUUCUACCAUGGUCGUACUGGUCGUGUCUGGAACGUCACCAAACGCGCCGUCGGUGUUGAAGUCAACAAACAGAUUGGCAACAGGAUCAUAAGGAAGAGGAUUCAUGUGCGUGUGGAGCAUGUCCAGCAAUCAAGAUGUGCGGAGGAGUUCAAGCUGAGGAAGAAGAAGAACGAUGAGCUCAAGGCUGCAGCCAAAGCCAAAGGUGAGACCAUCAGCACCAAGAGACAGCCUAAAGGACCCAAACCAGGAUUCAUGGUUGAAGGAAUGACCUUGGAGACUGUCACUCCAAUCCCUUACGAUGUCGUCAACGAUCUCAAAGGAGGCUAUUAGUUCUACUUUUUGCCAUUCUGCUUGUGUUUUGGAACUCUCUAUGUUUUGUAGCGACUCAAAACUAAGAAUAUUAUUAUGAUUUAUAUAACAGGAGUUUGCAAUCCAGAUUUUGCAAAGAUGGUUUAUUAAUAAAUCAUUUUUGUGUC
Arabidopsis lyrata subsp. lyrata is the source of this 818-nucleotide messenger RNA. Its product is annotated as 60S ribosomal protein L21-1. Gene Ontology annotation, biological process: translation. NCBI's taxonomy places the organism in Eukaryota, Viridiplantae, Streptophyta, Magnoliopsida, Brassicales, Brassicaceae. The record is from RefSeq and is a predicted model, not a curated record. Bases 178 to 672 code for a protein of 164 amino acids. The transcript is spliced from 2 exons. Gene Ontology annotation, cellular component: ribosome; cytosolic large ribosomal subunit. Gene Ontology annotation, molecular function: structural constituent of ribosome.